UUUUUUUUACACGCCCCUCUCACUCUGACGCAAAGUUAGAUAGACUCUGCGCGCUUUGGUUCAAUCGGGCUAGACCUAUCCAGACCUGGUUGACUGAUUUUCCGACGCACUUAACAAUGCAGACCGAGCCACAAAAGUUUGAAAAGUUAUCUUUGCGCACGGGGCUGACGGUGAGGGGUCUCUGGAGUGACAGCAGCAUGGAUCAGGCUACAAGUGUUGGUUUCUCUGCGCCCCUGUGGAAAGUCAUUUGAAGAGAGAGGAGACAUGAACAGCCUCGCUGCGGUGCCAAAGGAGAUCAUCUAGUUUUUCCAUAUUGGAUUUAGUACGAGCUCUGAGGGUUUACAACUGGAGUAUCGGAUCAGGUUAUAUCAUUUCUGUGACACUUUCAAUAAUAUCUACUUUUUUUUUUGUUUCGUACAACUCUUGGAUAUUCACCCACACUGCGGAGUCCCUUUUGGAGACGUUGGAUCUGAAUUACGCACGGGAUUCCCCUAACAAAUGACAGCUUCUAAGUGCUUUGUUGCUCCCUCACUUCAUCCCCUCGGCUCCCUGUAUCACCGCACCGACCCACCGUAUCACUCCCCUCACCAGGUUAGGUAGACACGGAGGAGUGAAAGCCUCUCUGUCUGUUUCAGUGCGCCCAGCGUGCGGCCGCGGUCCACCUGGCCGAGGAUGUGGGGAGGAGGUCUCCCGAUGUAUGUCACCUUGAUUGUGACUCUACUCCUGGUCAUUAUCGACGUGAAAGCCAGCGGGGAGUAUUGCCACGGCUCGCACGAUUCCCAGGGCGUGUGGAGAGACGGGUUUCAGUGCCCGGAAAAGAUCGACAGUGAGGACGCGAUCAUCUGCUGCGGGAAAUGUGAGCUGCGCUUCUGCUGCCCCAGCACGGAAUCACGGCUGGAUCAGGGCAGCUGCGAUAACGACCGGCAGGCUCAGGAGCCCGGGACAGACAGCAAGGAGAACAAGGACUCUGGUGCAGUUCCCAUCUAUGUGCCGUUCCUGAUCGUGGGCUCUGUGUUUGUAGCUUUCAUCCUGGUGGGCUCUGUGGUUGCCGUGUGCUGCUGCCGUUGCCUUCGGCCCAAGCAGGAACUGUCAUCAGCAGGAGCGUCAGGAGGUGGUGCCGGCAGUGGUCGCCUCUUGGAAACCAUCCCUAUGAUGUCCAGUGCGGGGACCUCAAGAGGUUCAUCGUCCCGCCAGUCUAGCACUGCCACCUCGUCCAGCUCCUCUGCUCCGCCUGCUGCACCCCGCCCCGCUCCCCCUGCCCUCAUGCGGGCUCAAGCCUCCUGCUGCCUACCCCCUGAUGCCAGCGUCUUCGUCAACAUGCCCACUAACUUCUCCGUGCUCAACUGCCAGCAGGCCACGCAAAUCAUGCCUCACCAGGGACAGUUUCUGCACCCGCAGUACAUUGGUUACGCCCACCCCGUGUCUCCUGCCACAGCCUUUCUGGACCCCACUCAGGGAGGUUACAGACCCCUCCAGUCCCCCUGCCCUCCUCCCACCGGUGGGUCCAGUAUCACCAGUGACCAGAAAUACCCUCCAGUGACUGUGUGAUGAGGGGCCAACUUGCAGACCACUCUGCCACUUUGUUUUGAAGUUUAACCUGUGAGGGCUGUGCCAGAGACCUUUAUGGGAGGGGGUGCUGCCAGAGUGGAAAAAAGAAAGGCAGGGAGUCAGACUCACAUGAAGGACUCAUAAAGCCAUUGAGGCAGCAGGGCCUGCCCUGCUAUUGUGUGUGGUGUGUCUGUUUAGUGUGUCAUAUGAUCUCUUGGCAAGUUUAAGUGAGCUAAGCUCAGCCUAUAGCCUAUAGGCGUCAUAAAAGAUGGGGGUAAGAUGGACGCAUAAAUAAGUUUCUGUCUUGAUGCGAAGACAAAACUGCAUAUCGGAGGGUUAAACAGCCCAGAUGGGUGAUAAUGCACAGCUCACUGUAGCCUGCAGCUCAAAAAAAAAGACUGUGCAUGUGUUUGUGUUCGCAUGUAUGCGUAUGCGAGAGAGCGAGAGAAAGAUUUGUUGGCUUAUACGUGCUGGAAUGAGUGACGACUGGAUGAUUUAUAGCAGCGAACUGUAAGAAAAGUGGAUAUUCGAGCAAAAAAAAACAAAAAACUAUGACCACAUGCUGUGUUUAUGCCAUGUGCACAUCUGCACUUGUGAAUGGUUGUGAGUGGUUUAUACAACACGGUAUAUAUUUGUUUGUGUUGAAAGUGUGUCGGGGAGAGAAAGCAUGUGAAAAGAUGUUUGUACUGUUCGUGUGUGAGUUAGUGCGACGUGUGGAGGGAUGUGGAUGUAUGAGUAACAGUGAGUGAGCUGCGUGUAAUGGGAAAUGCAGGUGGCGUGAUGUGAAAGGCAGUCGCAAUCUCCCUCUAGACCAUUUAAACUCUAAUGAAGUGAACACAGGACAUAGACUGUGACGCUCCACCCUUCUAUACAACCCCCCCUCCUGCCACCCAAAAAAGAAAAAACACAUUAAAAAAAAUAAAUCCCCAACUGCCCUGGCUGGAAACACACACACACACACACACACAAAUCCAAAAGAAAAAUUUAAAUAUUCACGCAAGGCUGGCAGUUAAUGUACCUAAAAAGUGUGAGUGUGUGACAGAGAGCGAGCGAAAGGCAGUUCUCUGAAGAUUACCAAGUUAAUUAUACAGCGAAAACUCAGCCAACAGCCCCCUUCACGUCUCUCCUGUGAGAGGUGUGUGUGUGUGUGUGUGUGUGUGUAACACUCAUUCAGUUCAGUGCCUCAGCGGAGGGCACGGGCAGCUUUGACUCAUUAUUUUCCACUUCCAUUUCAAACAGCAGUUAUUGGUUGUUAAUCUAAAAAAAAAAAAAAAAAAAAAAAAAAAAGUUACUUUUUUUUUUCUCUGUGUACUGUUGUGCAGCUGAGUCACUGGUAACUCAGUAACAUACAACAAGAGGAAUGUGCUGCUCCACUGAGCGUGGAGUCCGUGAUAUCCCAUAGUUGAAACCGGUAUGUUUGUGUACCUCAUCUGUACUCCGAGCAUAAUGUCAUGAUAAGAUACAGUCGGCAGCUUGUGUGUGACGAAAUAAUCUGUAAAGUUAUGUAUGAAAAUUGGUCCAAUUUGAUGCAGGAGUGACUUUUUUCAUAUAAAUGCUAAAAAAAUAAUAAAAAUAAACGUUUCAACAGAAA
This is a messenger RNA of Larimichthys crocea (large yellow croaker), 3139 nucleotides long. It is a transcript of the gene shisa2b, whose product is annotated as shisa family member 2b. The transcript has 2 exons. Bases 673 to 1548 code for a protein of 291 amino acids. Lineage: Eukaryota; Metazoa; Chordata; Actinopteri; Sciaenidae. The record is from RefSeq and is a predicted model, not a curated record.